Xyrauchen texanus (razorback sucker) is the source of this 3205-nucleotide messenger RNA. Its product is annotated as rhombotin-2-like. The transcript has 3 exons. Gene Ontology annotation, molecular function: transcription coactivator activity; DNA-binding transcription factor binding. The coding region runs from base 568 to 1089 and encodes 173 amino acids. Gene Ontology annotation, cellular component: nucleus. Gene Ontology annotation, biological process: positive regulation of transcription by RNA polymerase II. NCBI's taxonomy places the organism in Eukaryota, Metazoa, Chordata, Actinopteri, Cypriniformes, Catostomidae. The record is from RefSeq and is a predicted model, not a curated record.
AUCGUGAGCAGGAAGUCGGAAAAGAGAGCAGAAACUGAGUGGGCAGGGCCAUUUAAAAAUACCUGCUGCCUUACAAUAACGGGACCACAGACAGCACGGGGCAGCGCUUUGGCGACUUCGCGCAGAGGAGAUGCCAUGCUUGAUGUUAAUUCUACAUUUAUUAGUCUGCUUCUCUGCGCUCUAAAGUAGCUACAAAUUAAACAACGUGGUUGGGGAACAUCUGCCUGCUGUCACCACUUCUUAUUCAUAAACAACAUAUGACAUGAGGACUGAAUGCAUGGAGACAGAAAUGUGAUGUAACGCAAAAUAAGCUACAUUCUGCGUAUCUGGAUGCACAGGGAAUUUGCCGCAAAUAAUGUUUCCUAGAGGUUGAAGUUUCCAAUGCGUUAAAAGGCAGGUGCAUUUUUGCGCACCCUUGAAUUGCUUUGGCAACAACACUGUUAAUUUUUUGGGACACUGAUGGUCUUUCAGUAGUAAGCAGCACUACAGACGGCGUGUGUGGGGCAUAUUUGACGUCAAAGUACGCAUAUCAAAUGCACAGAAUUAUUCCUGAACCACUUAUUUAACAUGGCAUCUACAAUAGAGAGGAAGACAUUGGAAGCGAACGAGGAACCAGUCGACGAGGUGCUUCAGAUGCCCCCAUCGCUGCUGACAUGUGGCGGCUGUCAGCAGAGCAUCGGGGACCGUUUCUUCCUCAAGGCCAUAGAGCAAUACUGGCAUGAGGACUGCCUGAGCUGUGACCUCUGCGGCUGCCGCUUAGGGGAAGUGGGCCGCAGGCUCUACUACAAGCUUGGCAGGAAGCUGUGUAGGAGAGACUACCUGAGCUUCCAGUCGGCGUUUAUCCCUGUAUCCUUGAUUAGCCUGAUUAGGAGCCCGCCCUCCACCCUGCCACAUUCCUCCCUUGUUCUCUCAGGCCGGAGAGCCUCCCCCCCCCUUUCCCUGGGGAGGGGUGUGCCUUCCGCCCCAUCUGCCGGCAGGUCAUCCCCGUCUACCUGGAUGAGGGAGGGGACAAGGGGAGGGAAACCAAAAAAAAAAGUGGCACCUACACGCCAUAAUGGAGAUCGUGCCAAAUUAACAAAAAAAAUUUAAAAAGAGAGGGAAAGACAUACACGGAGUGGGAGUGGGAGAGAGAGAGGAGAGGAGAGAGAGAGAAAGAAAAAAAAAACACUUACUGUCCGGUUCUCCGAUACGCCAAAGCUUGGUAUUCGGUCACUCCUCCACCCUCUAAUGGACGACAGCCAUGCCUCCCCGGACGGAUCGGAGGCAGUCCUCUGGUCCCUGGCGGAUGGAACGCCCCGACUCGUUUUCGGCUUAGCGGUAACCGCACCAGACGUUUGGUUGGGAGCCCCUCCUCCCCUCGCAGUUGGCGGCCGUUCCUCCACUUCAAGGUGGCCGGGCUCCUCCGUCAUCCAAAUGGCCGUGGAUGCUCCGUUGGGGUGGAUGGUAGUGGCGAGAACUCCACCUCGGUGCAUCCCUCCUUCUUCCCGGGUUUUGGCACCAGAGUAAAGGGAUUCAUGGAAACGAGGAGUCUAGAACCGGCUUGAGAAUAUAAACAAUAUUUUAAUAAGAACAAAAUAACAAACACACAAAAGUGUCGGACAGCUGUCCAUAACUCUCUCUGUUGCUCUGCAGCUUCCAGUCGGCCUUUAUCCCUCUCUGAGGCUUGAUUAGCCUGAUUAGGGGUUGGGUGUGUGGAAUCACAACCCGGUCCGCACUCUGCCCUGCCACAUCCUGGUUCAAAACCCUUUUAAAUUAAUAACUUUUUUGAAGUCUGUCCACCAAACUAAAAUUACAAUUGCAACAUAUUUUUGCUAUAGUUUUGCUUUAGUCCUGUGUGUGUCACAAAAACAGAGCCGACUUGCCAAGGCACUCUACAAGACCUCAAAUGGUGUCCUGUGGUAUCUUGCACCAAGACAUUAGCAGCAGAUUGUUCAACAAUGGUCUACAAUGAUGUUUAGGUAGGUUGCAUGUGCCAAAUUGAUGUCCAUAUGAAUGGCUGGAUCCAGGGUUUCCCAGGAGAACAUUGCCCAGAGCAUCACACUUCCUCCACAGGAGGAUCCUGGCGCCAUCAUUUCCCCAGGUAAACGGCGCACACCUAUAUGGCCACCCACGUGAUGUCAAAGAAAACAGGACUCAUCGGACCAGGCAACCUUAUUCCACUGCACAUAGGCCCAGUUCCGAUGCUUGUGUGCCAUUGUAGGUGCUUUCAAUGGUGGACAGGGGUCAACAUGGGCACUCUGACUGGUCUGCAGCUAUGCAGCCCCUUACGCAUCAGGGUGCAAUGCACUGUGUGUAGUGACACAUUCCUCCCGUGAUCAUCAUUCACAUUUUCUGUGACUUGUGCCACAGUAGACCUUCUGUUGGUUUGGCCAAACAGGAUAGCCUUCAUUGCGCUUGUGAUUUGAUGAGCACUGGGCACCCAACAUCCUGUCUCCUGUUUGUGGUUUGCCCCUCCUUGGACCACUGUUGGUAGGUACUCACCACUGCUGACUAGGAGCACCCCACAUGCCUUGCUGUUUAAGAGAUGCUCUAACUCUGUUUUCUGGCCGUAACAAUUUGGCCCUUGUUAAAGUCGCUCAGGUCUUUACUCUGGCCCAUUUCUCCUGCAUUCAACUCGUUGACUACAAGCACUGAUUGUUCGCUUUCCAUCUAAUCUACCCAGAACUUGACAUGUGGCCUUGUUAGGAGAUGAUCAAUGUUAUUUGCUUCACCUGUGAGUGGUCAUAAUGUUUUGGCUCAUCAGUAUAUAAUAUUUAAACUUUUACAAUUUUUGUUUCAAGUUUUGUUAUUUCAUAUUUAUACUUUUAUAAAAAAUAUUUAAUGGCAGGUUACACUGUGACAAAUUACCCCAUAGAUUGUAAGCAUAUUUCCUAAAAGGUCAAUGUAUCAUAAAUUAACUAAAUUGUUUUCUGGGCAAUAACUGAAAUGUUCAAUAGCUUUUUAUGUAGUCAACACUUUAAGGUAUGUGCCUAUACAGAAACAGAUUUUCAAAAACAUACCAACCCUGAGAAUUUGUAACUGGACAACAAGUGUGUGCAGUAUAUACUCUACAUUUAACAGUAUAUUGUCCUCAAUAUUGUUGCUGUAUUUGUCAAAACAACAAAAUGUUACUAUAUUUCUCUGCACUGUGGUGAGAUUGAAAUCUAUUUAAUCCUAUUAUUUGCAGUGACUUUCACAUCCUCAAAUCUGAUUAAAAAAAACCUUU